Messenger RNA from Amphibalanus amphitrite, 1537 nucleotides. RefSeq names its product leucine carboxyl methyltransferase 1-like. Bases 252 to 1214 code for a protein of 320 amino acids. The record is from RefSeq and is a predicted model, not a curated record. Gene Ontology annotation, cellular component: cytosol. Gene Ontology annotation, biological process: C-terminal protein methylation. Gene Ontology annotation, molecular function: protein C-terminal leucine carboxyl O-methyltransferase activity. Lineage: Eukaryota; Metazoa; Arthropoda; Thecostraca; Balanomorpha; Balanidae. The transcript has 5 exons.
AGUAUGAAAAGCAGAAUAGAUCGAUACUUUAAUUGAUUUUCAUUUUUUAUGUCAAACUUAAAUUUUUGUUGCGCAUAAGUCGCAAAUUGCUUGAGAAAAUGUAAGAUUUGACUGUUUUCAUUUGCCAGUAUUUUAAGCCGAUAUAAACAUCAACCUUGAUUCAUCUCUCAGUUGUCAUCGAACUCUCGUGGGAGAAGGUCGUCGGCUGGCAGUCCUUCGUCUCUAAAUCCGUCUCUGCCUCUGACCCUGCGAUGGCCUCUCGCUCUGAGGGCACCAUUGGCCAGGAAGGCAUCAUCCUCACUAACGACGACGCCAGCGUGUGCAAGCUGAGCGCCGUGCGACACGGCUACUGGCAGGACCCGUUCAUCAGCCACCUGGUGCGCCAGUACGAGCGCAAGGCGCCCGAGAUCCACCGCGGCUACUACGCGCGGGUCAUGGCCGUCCAGCGGCUGACCGAGGCGUUCCUGGCGCGCUGCGGCGCCGACGCGCAGGUGCUCAAUCUCGGCGCCGGCUUCGACACGCUCUACUGGAGGCUGAAGAGUGCUGGCUGCCGCUUCAGCAACUUCGUGGAGCUUGAUUUCUCGGCGGUGACGGCGCGCAAACUGAUGGCCAUUCAGCGACAGAAAGGACUCAUGACGGCCUUUAAGAGUGACGAGGGUGAGGUACGAGUGGGCCGCGCCGCGCUGCACGCCGAGGACUACCACCUGGCUCCGGUGGACCUGGCGCGACUGGCCGACGUACGGACCGCCCUGGAGGAGUGCUGUCUGAGGCCCGACCGGCCCACCAUUGUACUGGCCGAGUGUGUCCUGGUGUAUAUGGAAUCCCGCGCCUGCCAUGAGCUGCUCUCACAUCUGGCCAGCACACUGCGCACCGCUUACUUUGUCAACUAUGAAAUGGUGGGCGUCGAUGACCGGUUCGGCCAGAUUCUGGUGCAGAAUGUCCGGGGCCGCGGCUGUGACCUGGCCGGCAUUGAGGCCUGCAACUCUGACCAGACUCAGAUGCAAAGGUUCACGGGCGCCGGCUGGGAUGACGCCAAAGUGUGGAGAAUGGACGUCGUGUUGCAGCGUCUGCCCUCCGCCGACGUGCGGCGUAUGGAGCGGCUCGAGCUGCUGGACGAGAUGGACAUCCUGCUGCAGCUGCUCGAGCACUACGGCAUCACGGUGGCGUGGCGCGACCCGGACGGGCUCGGCCUCGGCCAGCUCGACUACACGUGACGCGGCCUGCCGAGGUAGCGUCCGUGUCCGCUAGAGGCGCUGCCGUCGGUAGCUAGACUGCGUAGAUGUCGCUAGUAGCGCUGAUUUGCCGGCUUUUCGCAGAUCACCCGGCCGAGGCAGGCGCCGCGCGUGCCUAACCUCUGAUGUGAGCUUCCGCUGUGCACUGGCGGUUCUGUUGCAGCAACCGCACCCAAUGUGAUAUUUAUGUUGUUCUCGUGGCGAGCUGUGGAUUGUUGUGGCUGCAAAGCUGUAGCCAUUGUACUUAUUUAACACGAAAGACGUUUUCAACAUGAAGUUCAACGAAUACACCAAAUACCGUUUCA